AUGACCGGGUCAGCGUUCUCGUCGGCAACUGGACAAGGUGGACGUAAUUUCGUUAUUCCGAAAAAAUCUGAUAACCGUAAUGACAAAUUUGGCAAUAUCGUACAGGCCAAACAGGAAAUGGGCAUGACUAAAGAACAACAAGAAGAAGCGAAGAGGGCUUUCCUCGCUUCUGUGGCCAAAGGCAUACCUGUUUCGUCCGAUCUGCAGCCAAAUGAUCUAAAAGCAAAAAUCAAAGAGCUUCACCAACGUAUAUGCAAGCUGGAGGCCGAGAAAUACGAUCUCGAGAAGCGGCAUGAACGUCAGGAAUACGACCUGAAAGAACUUAACGAGCGUCAGCGUCAGGUAGCUCGUAACAAUGCUCUGAAGAAAGGUAUCGACCCCACCGAUGCCGCUUCGUCGAAAUACCCACCCAAAGUUCAAAUCUUUUCGAAAUAUGACCGUCAGAUUGAUCGCCGCAAUUUCAUUGAACGUCGACGUGUGUAUGACAAUAAGAACGCCUAUCCAUGUUUUCCUGGUGUUCCACCACCGCCUGCCAUUUUCGAAAAGGUCAUCCUGAAGCUUGACGCGGAAAGGGAUGACGAAGACUAUGAGUAG
Molecule: messenger RNA, 594 nt
Organism: Ostertagia ostertagi
Lineage: Eukaryota; Metazoa; Nematoda; Chromadorea; Rhabditida; Trichostrongylidae
Source: the annotation of a GenBank genome assembly